AAGCUAAUUUAGAACUCUUAUGCAAGCAAGUCUGACUCUCCAUAAACAUUUUGAAACGUUGAGAAAAUGAGGAGUAGAAUGUAUUCUCCCAACUGUUAAAUAUGAAGGAAAACAUCAAAGAAGUUAUACUCAUGAAAAUAGAAGAUAUGUUGCCACAACAGAUUUAUAGCAUGGAUAGUUUAGAACAAUGUAUAAACCAUUGUAAAGGAUUAUUUCACAUACAACUACGGAUUUACAAUUGUCUAAAAAAAGUAUUUGGGAGAAAUUUUAUUCAUUUCUUGAUAGUGAGAUUUAAGAAUAUAUAUUGUCUAUUUAUCUGUUUUACCAGUUUUCAGUAAUACAUAUGCAUUAUGUUUUUAAUAAUGGCAUAGACAGAGAAGAAAGAUAAGUAGAUAGGUGAUAUACAGAUGAUAGAUACCUGGACAGACAGAUACAUGGAUAAAUACAUAGAUAAUAUAGACAGACUAGGUAGAUAAGAGGAGAUAGUGAGAAUGAGUGUGAGUGAGACACACACACACAAACACACACACAAAGUUGACUUUCACCCACUGGUUCACUCUCCAAAUACCCACAACUUUGAUGCUUAUCCAGAUUAGAGCCAGUUCUCAAGCUGAGUCUCCCAGGUAGGUGGCAAGCAUCCAAGUACUUGAGGUACACAGGCUGCCUUUCAGAGUAUGUAAUAGCAAGAAGCUAGAACUGGAAGCAGAUAUGAAGUUUGAAUCAGGGAACUCUGAUAUGGGGUGUGUGUGUUCCAACAGACAUGUUAACUAUUGUGCCUAUUUGCCAAUCUAGAAAUGCACUUCAGAAUGUCAUCCUGCGGAUGAGAACUGUUACUACAGUGAUGUUCUCUCCAUGAAAGGUGGCUGGUUGUGAUACACAUAUGAUAUUAGGUCUUGACUUUUUUCACCUAUUCCUGUGGCUAGGUCAGGCAAUCUUAAUGUUUCAUGUUCCAUUCUUCUAGAGUAAUAUGAUUAAUUGCACUUGGUAUUUGGUCUCUUCAAGUAAAGCUAGGGCCAGCUACUAGUUGUGGGUUGGAAGUAAGUCCAGAGGCCAUCCACUGUGGCUGAGAUGCAGGGAGUGAAUGCUAAUAUAUUCACUAUAGAAACGCAUGUUAAUGCUUCUCAUCAUGCUCGCUGUGAUCGUGGGGUCCAUUUUGUGGAUGAUCCAAGUGAGAAUUUCCCAUGACCUACUAAAUUCAAGUGCUGAAAUUAAUUUACAGGGACUUAAGCACUCUUUAAAGGAAUGAAUUAGAAAGGAUUUAAUAGACUUAGAAGGCCUAGGAUUAAAUUUCAUUCUUAACUAAAACACUAAAUAAGUUUGAGGUGUCUCCUCCACUUUGUCAUCUCUAGUUCUGUAAAAUGAGGGAGUCUGAUACAAUCCUUACAGAUCCCUUCUAGUUCUGAUCAUUCCUACUCUAGCAUAAUCCCCUGAGAGAUGAAAUAGUCAAUCAGCAAGGUGCGGAGCACUGUGGAUGCUUCAUAUUCCCAGAGGUCUAUGUGCAUCUGAGCCUGUAACAGCUUCAGGGACUUCUGCAUGCAACUAUAUAUUAUUCAGGUCAGGGAGUUGGCAUAGGUAACUGGGGGCCAUGGGCCGCUCCUGCAAGGUCCCCAGUAUUCUACUCCUUUUUCUGCAGUUCCUAUGCAUAGGAUUCUCAGGUAGGUAUUGAAACAUCCGAUCCUUGAUAUUCAGGGAUUUGGGCACUCCAUUAGCAAUCCAGAAAUCCUGAAUGCUGCAAAUAAAGCCAUCUGCAGGAGGAAAGGCCGCCCUUACUCUGCGUUGGUUCUUUCCCCCUGUAUGCGCUCUUCAUAAUCUUCCAAGUGUAUGAUUUCUACCUUUUGCUCUUGGUCUUUCACAUGUCACAAAGUUUUCUACUUCUCACACUACUUUCUCAGAAGAGUUACUCCAUCACACUGUAAUAUUUAAGUAGAUUCCAGGUAUGAAUUAAUAACUCUAUGGUUUUUCUAAAGAAAAAUUACAUCAGGAGUACAUACAAUGACACUGGUUUUUUUUGUAUGCCACUUUGCAGGACCUUAUAAAACAAUAAAAGAUCCCCAAAUUAAUCUAUCUGCAAUACUGCAUACAGACACAAAAGAACUCAGAACUUAUGUGUAGGGGAAAAUUGGAUCCUAAAAAUGAAAUCGAGAAAAUUUGCAUCUUGAGAAGAAAGGUCAGAAGAGUCUUGAGUACAAAAGGAAGAGCAAAGGAGUAUGAAAGGCUGGCAGUGAGGACACAGAGCAGACUUUAGAACUCAGCUAUGAAAUCUUCCUUCUUUAGAAUUUCGCUAACUGUGUGCUUUUGUCUUUAAACAACCUCAUUAUCUGUUUUUUUAUAUUCACAAUUAUUUGCAAUAAAUAUACCAAAAUCCUGAAAGAUUUAAUGAUAUACCGAGUAUGUAAAUCCAUUGCACUAAGCUCUGUGUAGCAGGGUCUGAAACUAUGCAUAUGAGAAGAGCUGAAUUCCUUGAGUUGGGUUGGAGGAGAGAAGAUAAAAUCCACAAAGGUAUAACACAGGGCAGCAGAGAAGGGAACAUUAAAUUAGAUGCAAGCUUAGAUUUUUGAGGCAUCAAGAGGGUUAAUUCUGCUGAAAAUGAUGAGCCAAAUAUUCAAGGGGGAGGGUAUCAUUGGAUCUCAGUCCUGGAAGGUUGAUAGAAUGGCUGUGUUCAGGCCAGUGCUGUGGCUCACUUGGCUAAUCCUCCGCCUGCGUCACCAGCACCCUAGAUUAUAGCCCCGGUUGGGGUGCCAGAUUCUGCCCCGGUUGCUCCUCUUCCAGUCCAGCUCUCUGCUGUGACCCAGGAAGUCAGUGGAGGAUGGUCCAGGUGCUUGGGCCCUGCACCCGCAUGAGAGACCAGGAGGAAGCACCUGGCUCCUGGGUUCGGAUCAGUGCAGUAUGCCGGCCAUAGCAGCCAUUUGGGGGGUGAACCAAUGGAAAAAAGGAAGACUUUUUUCUCUGUCUCUCUCUCUCACUGUCUAUAUCUGCCUGUCAAAAAAAAAAAAAAAAAAAGAAAGAAAAAAGAAAGGCUAUGUUCAGGGAGUUUGAACAACCAAUGGGAACCAUGUACUGCAGAUAUAGUUUGUGUGACAAUAAGUAGACUUAUGUAGGUAACUUGAGGUGUUAAGAAGAGAACUUUGGUAGUGACCAGAAAUAUUGACUUGCCACUCUUAUAGAGGGCCUAGAUAAAUGAGUUUGGAUAUCGUCAUUUGGUAAUGAGAUUUCUAAUCAGAAUAUAAUGCUUUCUGAUUUUCCUUUUAAACAUAGUAAUAUUACUUAGGUUAGAGAUGAAUCAGAGAUAGGCAAGAAAUUUAUAAGGAGGCUAAUAUUAUGGUACACUAAUACAAUAUCUUGGUUUGAAAGCGAUAUGGCAGAAUGAAAGAAAUGGAGCAAGGUACUGGUAGAAGAACCUUGAAGUUAUUUUCAUCAUUGCUACUGGAUGAAUGUGUCUGACAAAGGAAAAGACAAAUGAUGUUUUGAUUUUGAUGCUCCAUCUUGGGCAUAAUAAUGCAACUAUUCAAAGUGACAGUGCCGGGUGAGCAUUUGGCCUAACAGUCAAGACUAUAGUUGGGAUGUCUACAAACAUAUUAGAGUACCUAGGUUUGACUCUUCACUGUGUUCGCAAUUUCAACUUCUAGCUAAAGCACACCAAGAGAAGUGAUAGGUGACAGCGAUAGUGUCUCUACCACCCAUGACAAGACACUGACUGAAUUACCUUCUUUCAGUUUUAACGCAGCCCAGUCCUGACCACUGGGGACACUAGGGACUAAACCAGCAGAUAGGAGCUCUUUCUUUCUGUCUCUCUGUCACUUUUUGUCUCUCUACCUUUGUUUCUGUAUAUUCCUCACUCUACUUCUAAAAUGAAUAAACUUUAAACUUUAAAAAUAAUAGGCAAUGAAUCUAAAGUAUAGAUAAAUUAUUAAUCUAUGAAAUAAAUUAUUAAGAAAUCAUAUCAAUCAGUAAAGUUGUUCAGGAAGAUAAGUGAUUUAUAGCUAUUAAAUGGAUCAAAGAUGUAUGGAAUAUGAAAGUCAUGUACAACUUGAUGAUGUGUGUAAGGUUAUUCCUGUGGAUGUAUGUCUUUCUGUCCAUUUAAGUUUUGGUUAGAUGAAUGGGGUAAAAACAGAGACAACAUGGCAGUAUGGGAAGUGGAAGUGAUAGGUUGUGGGGUUUAAGUCACAUUAAAGGGUGGGAAGAAGAAGAAAUUGUGAUUCACUGAAUAAAUCUUUGCUUAGGAAGACAUCAGAAUAGUUAAGUGGUAAUGAGGAGAAUGUUUCUCUUCAUUCUUGAGCAAAGCCAUACUCAUGGACUGACAAGAAAUAAGCUCAUAAAUUUAAAGAUGGGAGGUGCAAGAAUUGCAAAGUGGCUUGUUUUGCCAACUGGAUAAAAUGAGAUAACAGACCAUUUCACAAGUUUUAGAAACAAUGAGAAGCAAGGAUGAGUGACCUGGCGAACAAAAUUGAUGAAUGUCCUGAGGUGAGGAUCUGGAAAAUAUUCUCAAAAUACUAGGCAGGGCCAUGUAUCAGAGCAUCUAUUUAUUUUCUUUACAGGACAGUGGCCCUGGAAUCAAAGCAAGAAUCCCAGCAUGGGAGGAAGCCCCCACAACAGUUCAGGGCUGCCUCCUUUCACCUUGACUGGACUCCCAGGGCUGGAAACCUCCCAACACUGGAUGAUUUUGCUCCUUGGUCCUCUCUACAUUGUCUCUAUUGUGGGCAAUGCCCUUAUCCUUUUCAUUAUCAAGGAGGAGCAGAGCUUACACCAGCCCAUGUACUACUUCCUGUCCAUGCUGUCAGUUAAUGAUCUCGGUGUGUCUUUUUCCACACUGCCCACAGUUCUAGCCACUUUUUGCUUCCACUUAAAAGAGAUCAGUUUCAACUCAUGCAUGACCCAAAUGUUCUUUAUCCAUUUCUUCUCUGUCAUGGAGUCUGGGAUCCUGUUGGUCAUGAGCUUUGACCGCUAUGUGGCCAUCUGUAACCCUCUGCACUAUGCUACAGUGCUCACUGAUGCUCAUAUUGUGUGUAUGUGCAUUUCUGUUAUUAUUCGCAGUUUCUGUGUCAUCCUCCCACUGCCUUUACUUCUGAAGAGGUUACCUUUUUGUAAGGCCAAUGUCCUCUCCCAUGCCUACUGCCUACAUCCAGACCUGCUCCGCCUGCCCUGUGCAGACAUCACGAUCAAUAGCAUUGUUGGUCUCUUCAUUAUCAUCUCUACAAUUGCCCUGGAUUCGGCACUUAUCCUCAUCUCCUAUGUACUCAUAGUUCGCUCUGUACUGGCCAUUGCUUCUCGGGAGGAGAGGCUAAAGACGCUCAACACGUGCGUGUCACACAUGUGUGCUGUGCUGAUCUUCUAUGUGCCCAUGGUUGGUGUUUCUUUGGUUGCUCGCUAUGUGAGACAUGCCCCACAGUAUGUACACACUCUCAUGUCUCUGAUCUAUCUCUUCCUGCCUCCGAUGCUCAAUCCUGUCAUAUAUUCUAUCAAAACCAAGGAUAUUCGUCGUAGGUUGUGCAAAAUACUACUAGGAAUGAAGCUUUGAACAAGAGACAUGCUGAUAAGUGAAGAUUCUGUGUAUAUUUUCCAUUACUGUUAAAAUUUUAGUUUUUGAUACAUACUUUGACAAGACAUUUCUAAUGUUCUUUCACGUACUGGCUCCUCAUUAGAUCGUGAUAUCAGAUGUUUCAA
This is a messenger RNA of Oryctolagus cuniculus (rabbit), 5661 nucleotides long. Lineage: Eukaryota; Metazoa; Chordata; Mammalia; Lagomorpha; Leporidae. The record is from RefSeq and is a predicted model, not a curated record.